Molecule: messenger RNA, 1338 nt
Organism: Lingula anatina
Lineage: Eukaryota; Metazoa; Brachiopoda; Lingulata; Lingulida; Lingulidae
Biological process (GO): proteolysis
Molecular function (GO): serine-type endopeptidase activity
Source: RefSeq, a predicted model, not a curated record
AUGCAGUUGUCGGCGCUGGCGGGUAUUUUGGUUCUGGGACUGUUAGCAAUGGCAGUUGCCUAUCCGAGUGGGGGCAGUGAGUACAACAUUACCUCAAGAGACGCACCUCAGGCGCCACUGAGGAAAAAAAGAGAUCACGUGGACAUUCGAAAAAGGCUACAAGCACUAGCUGUAUUGAAAGUGUCGGAAGAAGAAAGCUUGGUGCCCCUUAUUGAAUACACGGACGGUUCUGGAGUAGCAAACCAAUACAUCGCUCGACUUUUGCCUGGCGCAGAUUAUGGUCAAAUCACUAGGAUCAUCAAAGGAGCUGAGAACAGUCAAGAAGUCAAGUUUAGUAAAGAAAGGGAUUUUGUCAUUCUGCGAAACAUAAGUGCCAGCGACCUCCUGAAGUUGCGUCGACUGAUCGAUGUUAUUGAGGAGAUCGAGCAAGAUGUGAAAGCAAAACUGAACACAGAAUACUGCAGCAACGAGUACACUGUAUCAUCACGGAGUGGACUAUGGGGCUUGGAUACUCUUGACGGUGUUCCAGGGGAUUCUAAGUUCCGAAGCUGGGGCGAUGGGGCUGGUAUAGAUGUAUAUGUGGCGGACACGGGCAUCAAUCCAGACCACCGCGAUUUUACAGGGAGAGUAACCAUUGGUUGGCCGAAAUCGACAAGUGUGGACAGCAACGGCCAUGGUACCCACGUGGCAAGUAUCAUCGGGGGAGAGAAAUAUGGGGUGGCAAAGCGGGCCAACAUCAUUUCUCUAAAGAUUUGCGACUACUCGUGCCCUACAUCCGGCAUAUUACAAAGUCUUCUGUGGAUAGAGCAAAGAGUGAAAAAGAGUGGACGCCUCUCUGUCGUUAACCUCAGUAUUGGCGGGCCGUACAACCGGGUUUUGAACGACGCAGUCGAUGACGUCAUUGAAGCAGGAAUCCCCGUGGUUGUCGCAGCCGGAAAUGACUAUGCUAGCGACGCUUGUGAUUUCUCUCCAGCUAGCAGCGCGGCUUCCCUCACUGUCGGGGCGUUUAACGCCAAUUACGAAAGGGCGAGAUUUAGUAAUCUAGGCCCUUGUGUAGACUUAUACGCCCCGGGUGAAUCUAUCACAGCCGCAUCCUAUUGGAACAAAUAUGGAAGCACUACCAUGAGCGGGACCUCCAUGGCGGCUCCGUUUGUGACUGGCGCUGUGGCGGCCUUGCUGCAGGUCCUCAGGGAUAACGGGAAAAUUUCCUCCCCCUCCGCUGAGGUAAUCAACUACGCGGAGAUAUACAUUAAAGAACAGGCAAAAUGUGGUAAACUUUCCAAUGUCAAGGACGACCAUUUGGUUUUAUAUACCCCUUGCCUGGAGGUUUUCAGCUAA